GGGAUCAUCACGUCUUAACUUAUCGUAGAAGGAGACUAUAUUUUUCUGUGACAGUGGCUUGAAUGGAUAGUCCUAAGGAUAUGAAUUGGGAUCGAAAUCCUUAUUUGGCGUCAUCUAAGAGGGAUGGCUACUCCCUUGUAAAGUCGCAAUGUCCAGCUCUGUGUAGGCGUCAGCGCCUUGCCUGAUCAGCUGCAAUAAAACACCUCAGCAUUAACUGUCUUUCCGAACGUCUUCCUCUCUCUACGUCUAUUAGCUGAAAUUCCAUCUUUUAACCUAAACCUCUAACGUGGUUGUUUCUUUCCCAAAAAAAAAACAAAAAAAAACGGUUCGUUCUUCUUGAACCGUGAUACUAAAUUUAGGGCUGGUGGCUAAGCCAAUAGGAGCCAGGCUGUGCUUCGAAUCCAGACUGAGGGAGCAUAUUGUAUGUAGUAUCGGGAAUACCUACCUACGUGUAAAUGCCCACUUGCUGUUGCGGGCCUACAUUAUACAUAGUGUGUUGGAGUCGUGACAUUCGAUGGUGCGUUUUAGGUGUAGGAUAGAUAUAUUAAUUCCCAGUGUUUAUCGAAGGAGUAAACGAUGGCGACACAUCACCGGCUGCUGUGGCAUGCUGGCCAGGAAGGACUCUGAAACGGAAUACCGAGGACGAGUCCUACGGCAUUUGUCUCGAGCUGAGGUGUGGGCUGGCGUAAGCUACCUAUACUUAGGACAGGGAGACAUGGCAACAUCAUAUCAGAGAGGCAUGCGUGCGAUAACUUUAGGAACCGCUUUGUUUGUAAGUAUGGCAUAUCGGCGCAAAAGAGCGCGAGAUGCCGGCGCAAUAUGCAAUGGGGCUGCGAACGAUUUAAGCUGCUACCAUGCCAUAUAUUUCAUACAUACUAUAAUGCAUAUGCUCGGUAUCGCGAAUUGCAGAACAUCAAGGGUUGAUAUUUAUCAGUACUCAUCAGAAUACGAGAAGGUCAGAUAUGUCUUGAAGUGGUUGCGCACAGCAGGGUUCUCGGUUCUUCAAGGGAGCCCAUCAAGGGAGCCCAUCACGGGCCGUCGUGUUGUGCCCAUUACCAAGACGCUGGUAACCGCCGGAAGAGAACAUCCAGGGAUCAGAGGGCCACGGCUAUGACGUUGUGUUGCGGGUUCUGCGCAACCUGCCACCUCAUCUCAUCCACUCUCUGCAUUUGCAUUGGCGACACAGCCAACGGCACGAGCGUCGGCUCGAGACAAACAGACUUGGCGAAUGUCGAUGAACAUCGGAAGUCGGCAC
Messenger RNA from Xylaria bambusicola, 1255 nucleotides. RefSeq lists its product as uncharacterized. The transcript has a single exon. The coding region runs from base 515 to 1114 and encodes 199 amino acids. NCBI's taxonomy places the organism in Eukaryota, Fungi, Ascomycota, Sordariomycetes, Xylariales, Xylariaceae. The record is from RefSeq and is a predicted model, not a curated record.